Messenger RNA from Protobothrops mucrosquamatus (brown spotted pit viper), 875 nucleotides. RefSeq names its product methyltransferase like 23 (gene METTL23). The coding region runs from base 147 to 842 and encodes 231 amino acids. Lineage: Eukaryota; Metazoa; Chordata; Lepidosauria; Squamata; Viperidae. The transcript is spliced from 6 exons. Gene Ontology annotation, cellular component: nucleus; cytoplasm. The record is from RefSeq and is a predicted model, not a curated record.
GAGAGGCGUCGCUGUUGCGCAACGCGAAGGGCGGAGGCGGGCUCUCAGCAAAGCGCGGAAUUAGGGUUGCUGAUUUGCGAGACGUGCUGGAAGAGCCUGACUGCGGAUGGCCAAUGGGGCCCUAUUGAUCCUUUGCCAAACCCGGCAUGUGCGAGAUAGCGUCCAACUUGACUGUGAAGGAAUACCGGUUUGGAAGGGAUCAGGAAAAGGGAGACGGAAAUGACCGGCCCCGGGAGUUGGUGGUGAUGAUUCCUGAGGUUCUUGAUCCUCAGUAUGGUAUGUAUGUUUGGCCUUGUGCAGUGGUUUUGGCGCAGUAUAUCUGGUUUCAUAGAAGACUUGUCUGUGGCAAAAGAAUACUAGAGAUUGGAGCAGGUGUGAGCCUACCUGGAAUAGUGGCAGCAAAAUGUGGAGCACAAGUAAUAUUAUCAGAUAAUGCAGAGUUCUCUCAGUGUUUGGACAACUGCCAAAGAAGCUACCAGAUGAAUAACCUCUCUGGGAUGUGUGUCAUAGGACUUACCUGGGGUCAUGUAUCACCCAGUCUAUUGACCUUAGCCCCAGUUGACCUUAUUUUGGGAUCCGAUGUGUUUUUUGAACCAGAAGACUUUGAAGAUGUUAUAAGUACAGUGCACUAUUUAAUGGAAAGGAACCCUCAUGCCCAAUUUUGGACUACUUACCAAGUCAGAAGUGCGAACUGGUCUAUUGAAGGAUUACUAUAUAAAUGGGAGAUGGAAAGCACAUAUGUGCCAUUGCAGUCAUUUGAAGCCAACAAGGAACAACUUGCAGGAUCUUCUCUUCCAGGGAUGCACACUAUUCAAAUGAUGGUUAUCAGUAAAAAAAAAUAAAUAAAUAAUAAAGGACUGAAACCUUAGAAACAU